Lolium perenne is the source of this 1021-nucleotide messenger RNA. The record is from RefSeq and is a predicted model, not a curated record. NCBI's taxonomy places the organism in Eukaryota, Viridiplantae, Streptophyta, Magnoliopsida, Poales, Poaceae.
AGCAACUGACAAGUCAUCGGAAAGGGGAACAAGAAACAAAACUGUACCACCAUACUUUACCUCUACUUUCCAGAUGCCAUGAUACACAUGGCACCAUAUGCUGCCAUGGCAAUCAGGAAUUUUUUCCAGUAGAUACGCCAGAUGUACUCCAAGAAGAUAAACUGGGAGAGGUGUGAGCGAGGAAGGGACAUGGAUGUGAAGGGUUGCUAGGCCCAUGUGGCACAAGGAAUCAAAACAUUAGGACGGCCUUUGUCCUCUUGUUCAUGCUCCAAUGUUUCUAAUUAUCAGCAUUGUGCCACUUUGGGGUCACUCCAUGUGCAAGCUACUGUUGAGUUUGUCCUCAGAUGAUCUGCAUCUUCCUCGUAGCUCCUAUAUCUUCGCCUUGCAGCUUUCCCCUUGAGCUGCAAAAAAUGAUGGGGCUGCAGGACACUGGCAUCUGCGGCAGCCGGACGGGCGGCUUCUUCCAGUACCAGCGGCUGGAAUGCCGGGACGAGGGGGUCAGCCCACGCCCCAGGCGGCGGUGGCUGCCGUCUCUGAAUGGUAAGGCGGCUUACUCUUGUUUCUCUCCUCUCAAGAAGCUCAAGUGGAGCAGGAUCAGCUCAGUCCUCCUGCUGAGGAAGGCUCCCCAGGCUUCAUCCAAGAUCCGCCACGCCACCUUGGAUGAUUCCUGCCCAACCAUCGUCUUCUUGUCGCAGUGGGGGCUUCCCGUGCUCUCCCGCCCCUCCAUGGCCAGUAGCAAGGGCAAGUACCCCCAUGGGAAGGGCUUCUGAGAAGCAGCAGAUUGUGUCCAUUUUUCAGGUGUCGUCUAUGUUCCUAGUGAUCUAUGUGUUUGUAUUGUAUGCAUGGUAUAUAGCUAGUUGUGUUCGAUCUGAGAUCAGGCACCCUGCAAAUCGGUCAUUUUCAGAUCUUGUGUGGAAUUGUAGGUUGAAUUUAAGUUAAUGCCAGGUAGAAGAACUACAAGGCUAAUAGACGAUCCUGUGCCGUGUGAAUUGUGAUACGAAGAUUAAGAUUUUGCCCUUCA